AUGAAAGUUUGCUCCAGUGAUGAGAUAGAGGUGUACGAAGAAGUAGGACGUGGUGGAUUUGGUGUUGUUUACCGUGGUAUAAUCAAAUCCAAUCAACAAGAAGUUGCAAUCAAACAAAUUGAUCUUGAACAAGAUACAACCGACUUGAUUGAAAUCAACAAAGAAAUUCAAAUCCUAAGUGAAUGUAAAUCGCCUCAAAUAACAUCCUACUAUGGGUCAUUCGUUAAAAACUACAAGCUUUGGGUGAUUAUGGAGUAUGUUGACGGUGGAUCGAUUUUUGAUUUGUUGACACCGGGGACCAUUUCUGAUGAAACAACCAUUGCAUACAUUGUGAGGGAAGUUCUACUAGCUUUGAAAUACCUACAUAACCAAGGCAAGAUUCAUCGUGAUUUAAAAAGUCAAAAUAUCUUGGUUAAUAAACGGGGAGAGAUCAAAUUGACUGAUUUUGGCGUUAGUACACAAUUGAGUUCAAAUUUUUCCAAACGCAACACCACAGUGGGGACACCAUAUUGGAUGGCACCAGAAGUGAUUUUGAAUUCGGAAUCAGGUCAUGGGUUCAAAGCUGAUAUUUGGUCAUUGGGAUGUUGUGCGUAUGAGAUGUUGACAGGGAAACCACCGUUACAGAACCAUAUUGCACCAAUGAGAGCAUUGCGGUUAAUCUCACAAUGUCAAACCAAUGGUGAUUUCAUUAAACUUAUUGAGUUGGAUCUGUUGGAUGCAUCAGAAAAUUUCCGGGAUUUCUUGAGUGUGUGUUUUAUUGAAAAUACCAAAAUGAGGUUUGAUGCAAGUAAGUUGUUGAAGCACACAUUUAUCAAUCGUAAAAUUGACAAUGGAUCCAAAUUCAUAAAGAAAUUAAUCACUAGAAGACAAUUGUGGAAUCAACAACAUGCAAAUUUCAAACCUAAAUCGUACUAUGUUGAAACGGAAAUGCAUCAUAAUCAAUCUAAAUGGAACGAUCAAGUUGAAACAAAUAGGGACGACCACGAAGUCCAUUUCGAUAUCAGCUCCAUCACUAUCAACGAGGACAAUGAUACUUUUCUUAGUAGCCCCGUGCAAGAGGAUUUACAUGCUGAAACGAAAACACAAUUCCAAAAAAUACACACCAAGGUGGUGAAUAAGGUUGACAUCAAAUGUGGAUUACUGGAUAAUCAACUGAAAACAUUCAACAAAUUAAAGAACGACAUGGUGUCACUUAUUACAGAGCGUAAUGAUAAAAUUGUUUUAUUUCAGUAUUUGAAAUACUUGUUCAAAGAACUAUCUAAAGACAAGAACAAGCAAUUGGGUAAGUUGAUUCUACCAUCCACUCAACGGCGCGAGGAAGAAAUAGCAACACCUAGCAUGAUGACAACGUCAGCAACAACAACAGGAACAGCAACAACAACAGGAACAGCAACAACAACAACAACAACAACAGCAACAGCAACAGCAACAGCAGCAUCAUCUUUAAAGAAUCGAAUUCAAUUCAACAAGUUUGAUGAGAUUGAGCUGAGUCUAAUGGAUUCGUGGAUCAAAAAGAUGAAAACAUAA
This is a messenger RNA of Lodderomyces parapsilosis, 1527 nucleotides long. RefSeq lists its product as uncharacterized. Gene Ontology annotation, biological process: protein phosphorylation. The record is from RefSeq and is a predicted model, not a curated record. NCBI's taxonomy places the organism in Eukaryota, Fungi, Ascomycota, Pichiomycetes, Serinales, Debaryomycetaceae. The transcript has a single exon. The coding region runs from base 1 to 1527 and encodes 508 amino acids. Gene Ontology annotation, molecular function: protein kinase activity; ATP binding.